AAGCCGAACAAAAGUCCUUCCAGCUAUCACACAACUUCUUGAUCCGCGCGAGGCAUCAUCAUGCUGAUCGGAAUACUGCUACUGCUGUUGCCGUUCCUCUCCGCGCAGGAGAUCGAGGACAUCCUCAAGAUCGAGGCCGAGUGUUUGGAAAGGACCCAAGAACGUAGCGUUUCAAUCGCGAUGCACGGCAAACUCAUAUCACCAGUCGAGUUGAAAUUCCAGAUAGUGACAUCCCCCAAAGAAGCGACCGACUAUUUCAUCAAUGAUUCAUUCAAAGAGUGCCAAUUCUACGAGUGCUUAGUAAACAAAUCCAAAGAAAAUGGGCCGGGACUUGUCGACUCGACAAUACAAGAAACAAUUAUGCAGCAUUACAAGAAUAAUAAUAUGGACAUCGGUCACAUCCGAAAGUGCUUCGACCGCUCGACAACCAUGACUGGAUAUCAAGAUGAAAGCAAAAAGAAUAAUCAUUUGAUCGAUAUAAACGGAGAAACUGAGACAGUUUCAUCAUCGAAGUAAUGUUACCAAUGAUAUCGAAUGGAUGAAUAAUCCACACUAGGAAUAAUUAUAAGCAAAGUUGUAGAAAUAAAAGCUUGUACAUUUUUUUUUUGAUUUUUUAUUUUUUUACUUAAUUUACAAAAUUUUGGAACGAAAAUGAGAUGUCCGCCUUGAUGGCACUCGUCAGAUGUUUCAUCAUUGCGCAAAGUGCAAUUACAGUCACAGACAAUAAACG
Messenger RNA from Nicrophorus vespilloides, 730 nucleotides. RefSeq lists its product as uncharacterized. The transcript has 5 exons. The record is from RefSeq and is a predicted model, not a curated record. Bases 61 to 516 code for a protein of 151 amino acids. Lineage: Eukaryota; Metazoa; Arthropoda; Insecta; Coleoptera; Silphidae.